Lathyrus oleraceus (garden pea) is the source of this 426-nucleotide messenger RNA. RefSeq lists its product as uncharacterized. The record is from RefSeq and is a predicted model, not a curated record. The coding region runs from base 51 to 407 and encodes 118 amino acids. The transcript is spliced from 2 exons. NCBI's taxonomy places the organism in Eukaryota, Viridiplantae, Streptophyta, Magnoliopsida, Fabales, Fabaceae.
CUCAAGAUAAAAGGUUUGUGUGUGAAGAAGCUGAGAGGGCACUUGGAUCAAUGGUGGGUUCCAUGACACCUCUUCCAUUGCUUCAGAAACUAAGGGUUUCUGUGAGUCACAAAAACCUUAGGAUCAGAGCUAAAGCUGCUGUUUCUCUAUACAAAUGUGUCUCCAAGAUGGUUAAUGAGGAAAUGGAGGAGUUUGGGAUGGAAAAGUUGAUUGAAGUGGCAACUGAUUUGGUGAAUGAUAGGCUUCCAGAGGCAAGAGAUGCAGCAAGAAGUAUUGCAACUUCAGUGUAUGAGGCAAUCAUUAAGGAUGUGGAAGUGGAAGAGAAGAUGGAGGUGUGGCAGAGUUUCUGUCACUCUAAGCUAACACCAAUUAAUGCCAUUUCAAUCUUAAAGAUUGUUAAAGCUUAGAAUUGGAGGAGUAUUUCUU